CGCAGGUCAUAUCCUCCAAUCUCUGUGCCUCGGGAGUUGCAGCAGUAAACUAGCUCCCCGAUUUGUCGCCUUUGGAGCGUGAUAUAGCGGAGACGCAGCCCGGGCAGCUCAUCACUGGCAGUACGCAGUCACUUACGGCAGCAAGCACACUUCCCUUCUCCACCUCCUACACCCUACACAGCGAAGAAGUCACAAUGAGCUCUCCGAUGCAGUCCCUGGGCGACUCGCCCAUGAGCCUCCCAACCCCCGGCACGGAGCGAGAAUGCUCCGGGUUCGCAGCAGUAGCUGCAGCUGCAGCGGCAGCGGCGGCAAACGCCGGCAACCUCAACAACAACUGCACAUCCACGCAGCAGCAGCAGGGGAUGAGCAAUGGCACCUACUGCCAGCGUCGGAACAAGUCGGCGCUGGGGAAGCACCGCCACCAGCCGUACGACCGGAGCCCCGGCGGCGGGAGUACAUGCAGCACGUCGUCGGACGAGAGCGGCAACGAAGACGGCGAGACGGAUCCCCAGGGAAAGCCGGACCAGCACGUGCGGAAGAGGACGGCGGCCAACGAGCGGGAGCGCAAGAGGAUGCACACGGUCAACUCGGCCUUCGACCAGCUCCGUGAGCUGGUGCCCACCUACCCGUCCUCCAGGAAGCUCUCCAAGAUCGACACCCUCAAGCUGGCCUGCACCUACAUCCAGGACCUCAAAACGCUGCUCAUCAACUCGCACAUCAUGCCGCACGGGGAGGACGUCGUUUAUCACCCGGACGGCUACGCCACCACCAGCCCCUCUCCCGUCUACCCCGGAGUCCACGUAAAGGCGGAGGCUCGGUACGCAGUGUCCCAGGACUACCCGGCCUCAGCCUGCACCUACCCUCCCUUCAGAGUGCAGCAGUCCUACAUCUCGGAUCAAGACUUUAGUGCCUCGGAACCAGAGAACCCCUCACCACCUUACUAUGCCCCAAGCUCCCAGGCGUCUGCAGCGGUCAUAGCAGUCCGACCACUGUCUCUCAGUCGAACAGCCAGCGACUCUGCUGUCUCGGUCCACAUGCAGGCUGCCCAGCAAGUCAGCAUGAGCAGCCAGCAGCUCCCUCAGUCAGUCCCCUACCCCUGCCAUGCUCCGUCCAGCUGCCCUUCUCUCGCAACAGUCCAACACACGUCUCUUCCAGUAGCCCCUGCUGUCACAAGCCCAAUCCAAGGCCACUCCUCCUUGCCUUGGCAGAGAACUGGUAGCGUUCCAUACCCUUGUGUGUACAGUCAAUAGAAACGGUCACUAUCGAUUCACUCUUAGUUUUUUCCUGUUUUUUUGUUGGUUUUUCUUGUGCUGUGCUAGGGGAUAAGUAUUUGCUAUCAAGUUCAUGUCCACAUGACUAACUUUUAUUCGUCCUUCUCAUCUAAUUUUUUUCAAUCGCAAUCCCUUUUACGCAUGUGCCAUCUUUUUUGUUUUUGUACAAAAUACCUGUUUGUGCUUUGUGUGUGUGUGAGUCCAAAUUUUCUCAGGUAUUUCAUUCAUCACUGCUUCAACCUCAGACAUGAAACAACUUGUUCAGUUCCGUGUAUAAUUGUGAUAAAAAAACUUUUGAAAUUAAGUUUGGCCCGUUCACGUUUGGAAUUCGGUGCAAACGUGAAGCAAUAAUCAUUACUGCGGG
Messenger RNA from Geodia barretti, 1635 nucleotides. NCBI's taxonomy places the organism in Eukaryota, Metazoa, Porifera, Demospongiae, Tetractinellida, Geodiidae. The record is from the annotation of a GenBank genome assembly.